AUGAAGCUCUCCAAUCAGUCGGAGGUCCCCGUCUAUACCAUCUCCGGCUCCAACACUGCGCGCCCUCUGCCGGAGUGGCUUGCGCGUCGGAGAAAGCGCAGCUUGAAAAAUGAUCCGGAGUAUGCGAACCGCAUCGAACUACUCCAGGACUUUGAGUUCGAAGAAGCAAGUCAAUGCGUCCGUGUCAGUGAAGAUGGCGAAUGGGUUAUGAGCACAGGAACAUACAAGCCCCAGAUUCAUACCCACUAUCUGCCGCAACUUUCCCUCUCAUGGGCUCGCCAUACAGUAGCCCUGAACACUACUUUCCUUCUGUUAUCCUCUGAUUACUCCAAAUCUCUUCACCUGCAGUCCGAUCGAUCGCUCGAAUUCCACACCCCGCAAGGCUGCCACUACACUACAAGACUUCCCAGAUACGGCCGUGAUUUGGUGUACGAUCGGCAAUCAACCGAAGCCUUGGUCCCCUCGGUCGGAGUUAACUCGGAUGGCAUGGGAGAGGUUUUCCGCCUGAACCUGGAACUUGGUCGGUACAUGCGCAGUUUCGAAGUCGAUGUUGGUGGAGACGAUUUCACUUCUAGCGGUGGCGGUACCUUACAGGGUGGUAUCAACACCGGCGCGGUCAACACCGGUGCGAUUGCCGAGGAAAGUCACAACCUUCUUGCGUUCGGUACUACAUUGGGUACGGUAGAGCUUUGGGAUCCCAGAGCAAAGGGCAGAGCCGGAAUCUUGCUGCCACCCACUCAGUCUGGCCCUGAUGAGCCCCGGCACGAGAUCACGGCCUUGGAAUUCCACCGUUCUGGCCUGACCCUCGGAACCGGUUCUUCGAACGGUCUCAUUCACCUCUACGAUCUUCGGUCCCCCGUACCACUACUUAAGAAGGACCAGGGAUACGGCUUCCCUAUCCACACCUUGAAGUUCCUACAGCCAUCAACACACACCCGCGAACAGACUCUGGACCCGAAGAUCAUGUCCGCGGAUAAGAAGAUCAUCAAGAUCUGGGACCCUCGUGAUGGAAAGCCCUGGACAUCCGUUGAACCCGCCGUCGACAUCAACUCGGUCGCAUGGUGCAAGGAUAGCGGUAUGCUUUUGACUGCUAACGAAGGUCGCCAACAGCACUCGUUCUUCAUCCCGCAACUGGGUCCCGCUCCCAGAUGGUGUUCAUUCCUGGACAACCUCGUUGAGGAGAUGGCUGAAGACCCCAACGAUCCUAACGCUUUCAGCAGCGGCCAGACUGGCGCUGUUUACGACAACUUCAAGUUCUUGACUGUUCCUCAGCUGAAGACCCUGAACCUGGACCACCUGAUCGGCCGAACCAGCCUCCUCCGCCCCUACAUGCACGGUUACUUUGUGGCACAGCAGCUAUACGAAGAAGCCCGCCUCAUCACCAACCCCUACAUCUGGGAAGAAGAACGUGCCAAGCGUGUUAAGGAGAAGAUCGACAAGGAGCGCGAGAGCCGUAUCCGCGGCAAGAAGAAGGCCGCCGUCAAGGUCAACAAGAAACUGGCCGAGAAGCUCCUCACCAUGGAAGAGAAGAACGAGCGUCGCAGAGCCCAGCGCGUCCUACAAAAGGGUGGAGAUGACGACAUGGUCGACGCCCCUGCACCAGCCGCAGCAGAAGCAGCACCCACCGAAGAGCCCGGCAAGAACCUCCUGGGCGACAGCCGUUUCGCCAAACUGUUCGAAGACGAAGACUUCGCCAUCGACGAGAACUCCCACGAGUUCAGACUCCUCAACCCCAGCACAUCCGUCGACCAGCCCCCAAGAAAAGAGCGCGGCCUCACCGCCGCCGAGCAGGAAGCUAUUGACGACGUCCCCGGCUCCAGCUCCGACGACUCCGAGUCCGAAAGCGAGCCCGAAAGAUUCACCAAGCCAGCAACCUCCGGCAAGAUCUCCACGGCAUCCUACAAGCGCACCAACGGCCGCCAACCCCGUAUGGAAGUCACUUCUUCGUCCGGCGUCGGCGCUACUCGCGAUCGUUCGUUCGCUGCGCGUGCCCAGAACAUGCAGUCUCGCCAGAAACCCACCCGUCGCAGAGGUGUCGUCGGUGAGAGAGAAGUCACUUUCCAGCCUGCAGGCAAGUCCCGGCAGCAGCAGAACAGGGCCCCGGCUCCCACUGCUCCCACCAACAACACCAGCUUCAAGGCUAAGGAGCGCCGAAGCGCCUCGGGUAACACUUUCCGGAAGAUGUGA
Molecule: messenger RNA, 2187 nt
Organism: Aspergillus vadensis CBS 113365
Lineage: Eukaryota; Fungi; Ascomycota; Eurotiomycetes; Eurotiales; Aspergillaceae
Product: WD repeat NOL10/ENP2 family protein
Exons: 2
Coding region: 1-2187 (728 amino acids)
Biological process (GO): maturation of SSU-rRNA from tricistronic rRNA transcript (SSU-rRNA, 5.8S rRNA, LSU-rRNA)
Cellular component (GO): nucleus; 90S preribosome; nucleolus
Molecular function (GO): protein binding
Source: RefSeq, a predicted model, not a curated record